AGGAGGCAGAAAAAUUGAAAAGAGGAAGUAAAAAAAUUUGAAAUGUUACUGUUCAUUUUGCUAGUUUUAGCAUGUGUUUCAAUUGCAUAUGCAAUUAUUUGCCGCUUCUUCAACCCAAGACCUUUAUCGCUAAGUAACGCCCAUGUUAUGAUAACAGGAGGUAGCAGUGGUAUAGGGAGGGCAGUUGCUAUUGAGGCAGUUAAGCAAGGUGCCCAUGUUACUAUCAUUGCUAGGAAUAAGACAAAGUUAGAAGAAGCCAGAGAAGAACUCAAGAAAUACACAAUUAACAGUAAUCAGCGUGUAUCCAGUAAAUCUGUUGACAUCACAAAAGAUUAUGACUUGCUGCAGACAGCUAUAAAUCAGGCUGAGGCGGAGCUGGGUCCGGUUGAAGUUCUAGUGAAUUGUGCAGGAUAUGCAGAAGCUAGUACAUUCCAGGAUACAACCCCUGAACAAUUCCAGAAUAUGUUGAAUCUUAACUUUUUGGGAACAGUCUACACCACAAAAUGUGUCAUUAAAUCCAUGAAGGAGCAACUCAGAGGGCAGAUUGUAAUGGUCUCAUCAAUGGCAGGUCAGAUUGGGCUAUUUGGCUACACAGCCUAUGCCUCUUCCAAAUUUGCACUGAAUGGCCUGGCACAGUCUCUGCACAUGGAGAUGAAGCCAUAUAAUGUGAUGGUCAGUGUAGUUUACCCACCAGAUACUGACACACCAGGUUUAGCAGCAGAAAACAUAUCUAAGCCAGAAGAGACUAAAUUAAUAUCUGAAGCUGCAGGAGUGUACCAACCAGAACAAGUUGCUCAAACAAUUAUAGAGGGAGCUAAGAAGAGGAAGUUCAACAUAUCAUUGGGAAUAGAUGGCCUUAUGUUAACCAGUGUUAAUGCUGGAAUGUCACCUGUCACACACCUGUCAGAUGCUGUCAUACAAGUACUUUCAAUGGGAAUAUUUAGGCUGAUUGGACUAUUCUAUAUAUUUACAUUUGACAGUAUUGUGAAGAAAUGUAUGAAAAAAUAAGAUGCUAGUUUUAAGAAGAGCAGUGCCAUAUUUUUGUGGGGGUGCACAGUAAGUGCUGCUGUGGCAUACCUUCAUUAUUCUAACUGCCCAUAAAGGAACUACAUUAUGAUGCUGAGUGGAUUAUUAACUCAAAAUGACGUGAAUGAAUUAUAUGAUUGAAGCAUUAAUUUUUAUAAAGUUUACUUGAGGGAUUUUUCCUCAAAUAAUUUAUCUAACUUUGUGUUGUGAACUGUUAUUUCAUGAUAAAAUCAUUUCUUCAGCUGCAUUAAGUAAGGAAUGAUUUUAUUAGAAUUACUUUCAAAUAGUCAAACAUACAAGGCUUUCACUUUUUGUCCUGAAUCAAGGAGUGGGUGUGGCAAACUUAAGAAGGGAAGUGUAAUUUAUAUUAAAAAAUUUGUAUCUUUUUAUAUUUACAAAUAAAAUGGAAAAAG
Molecule: messenger RNA, 1439 nt
Organism: Owenia fusiformis
Lineage: Eukaryota; Metazoa; Annelida; Polychaeta; Sabellida; Oweniidae
Source: the annotation of a GenBank genome assembly